This is a messenger RNA of Nicotiana attenuata, 1158 nucleotides long. RefSeq lists its product as uncharacterized. The coding region runs from base 1 to 1158 and encodes 385 amino acids. The transcript has a single exon. The record is from RefSeq and is a predicted model, not a curated record. Lineage: Eukaryota; Viridiplantae; Streptophyta; Magnoliopsida; Solanales; Solanaceae.
AUGGAAGAUAUCAAAGAGGAAAUAGAAUAUUGGAGUAAUGCAGUUAUAUGCUAUGUUCUGGGAUCGAAUCCUCCUCCAGUAGUUAUGAAUGGUUAUUUUCAUAGAAUCUGGGGAAAAUUGGGAAUAGACAAGGUUGCUCAAGUUAACAGGGGAGUGUUCUUGGUGAGAUUUGCUCAAGCUGAAAGUAGAAUGAAGGUAUUAGAAGAUGGCGUCCAGAUGUUCGACCAAAAACCUGUCAUCAUCAAGCCUUGGUCACCUGAUAUAGACACCAGGAAGGAAUCAUUUAGCACUGUGCCUAUAUGGAUUAGACUCCCUGGAUUGGAUAUUAAGUAUUGGGGAAAAAAUGCAUUGACAAAAAUUACAGGCUUAGUAGGGAAACCUAUGAAAGCAGAUAGAGCUACUACAUGGAAAGAAAGGAUGACAUUUGCGAGAGUGCUGGUGAAGGUUACACUUGAUCAACCUUAUGCGCAAACUAUUAUGUUUGAAAAUGAAGUUGGGAAAAUUGUAGAGCAAAGGGUGCAUUAUGAGUGGAAACCAACACUGUGCAAGGAAUGCAAUAAUUAUGGGCAUGAAGUGACAGAAUGUAGAAAGCAUACUCAAAUGGAGAAACAAAUGGCAAACAAAAAAGAAUGGGAGAAAGAUCAUAACAGUGCAGGAGAAACUAUGAACCAGAAUAAGGCAAGGAAUGAUGAGGUGAAGCAAAAACAGAAUGAAAAAGAGAAGGUGGAGACAGGGAACCAACAGGAGAAUAGAAGAGAAGGUAAGAAGGCUACAUACAUACAAAAAGGAAACUGGGCACAAAGAAGGAAGGAUGUUCCCGGAAGUAAUAUAAACCUAGGCAACUCUUUUGGGGAAUUGGGAGAAACUAGCAUUAUGAUGCUGAUAGAACAAGAGAGAGAGGGCCUGGAAAAACAGAUGCAUAAUGUAGAUGAAGAACACAUAUUGGGGAAGGGGGGAGCCUUUCCCGAGGAAAUGGAUAACAUAGGCUUCUGGAAUACCAGGGGUUUUAAUAGACUAGCUAAGCAGGAAGAAGUAAACAUUUUUCUGCAUCAAUGUAAAGUUAGCCUAUUUGGACUCUUGGAAACUAAGAUUAAGAGAAGAAAUGCUCAAAAAGCUUCUCUUAAUCUGUGUAAAGGAUGGUCACUUACAAAUAUUUAG